GAAUCCUCCCCAGUUUCCUCCGUCGAUUCCGUUUCCGAAUGAUGUCUUCCGUUCAGCGCGGCAUCUUAUCAGGCCAUAUGCUUGUCUCGAACUCCAGAUUGGCUCCUCGGAUGAUAUGCUCGUGCCCCGGCGAUAAGAACACGAUAGCAGCCUAAGCUGCAACCCCAGGUGGAAUGGUCCCGUUCAUUGCACGACCGAAGCUGGUGCGACAAUGCCACGCCACUCGACCGACCUGUCGGGCUUAUCUGAGGAAGGAUCAUCGGCCGUGCUCCCUCGGACGCGAGGGUUAUAGAUACUUGCGCAGGAGGCAGGACGCCUGACCCAGUUAUAUAGCGGCUGGCAGAUCCCCACUCCGAGCUGUCACCGACCUGUGCAACUCCCUGCGUUCCUCUGCUGCAGCUGGCAUUUGCUUAGUUCCGUUCACAAUGGCAGAAACAAUGGCGGAGAAGUCGCCCGCCAUGGAUCUGGGGUCGAAGACUGUUCAGACAGCGAGCGACGAUCCUCCCGUCGAGCAGGGUGACAUGCAGCUUUUGGCUGCUCUGGGGUACAAACAGGAGCUUCGUCGCCAUUACUCCACCGUGCAGGUCUUUGCGAUCGCCUUUAGUAUUAUGGGUCUGCUCCCGUCAAUCGCGUCGACGCUUUCAUACUCGAUCCCGGCGGGCCCCGUGGGCAUGGUUUGGGUAUGGGUAAGGCUGUUAGAUGUCGUCUCGUGCAACAAAGGCCCUGGUUUGACUGUUCCUGCAGGGUGGUUUGCGGCAAGUGUAUUUAUCUUCAUUGUUGCUUUGGCGAUGGCCGAUCUCGCCUCCGCGAUGCCUACGGCCGGUGGACUGUACUUCUGGACCCACUACUUCAGCGGAGAGAAGUGGAAGAACCCUCUGAGCUUCGUCGUCGGGUACAGCAAUAGUCUUGGUCUGAUUGGCGGUGUUUGCUCCAUUGAUUACGGAUUUGCUACCAUGCUUCUUUCGGUCAUAUCGAUCGCGCGUGAUGGGAAUUGGACUGCCUCUCGGCCUGUCCUGUAUGGCACCUACGUUGCUUGCGUGGUUGUCCACGGGCUGAUCGCUAUUUUCUGUGCGCCCAUCAUGCCCAAGAUCCAGUCAGCCUGUAUCUUCAGCAACAUCGGCCUCGUCCUGGCCACUGUCCUUGCUCUACCGAUCGGUAAGGCUGUUCGCGGGGGGCAGAUCAACUCGGGGGCUUACGUUUUCGGGCACUCCGAAAACCUCAUCACCUGGCCCCAGGGCUGGACCUUCAUGCUGUCAUGGAUGUCACCUAUCUGGACCAUCGGCGCAUUUGAUUCUUGUGUCCACAUGAGCGAGGAAGCCAGCCACGCAGCGCGCGCAGUGCCACUAGGGAUCAUAUGGUCUGCGGGACUCUGCGGGCUGCUAGGCUUCGUCUCCCUAGCCAUCAUUGCUGCUGUGAUUAAUCCUGAUCUGAAUGCCGUGCUGAACUCGAGUUUUGGACAACCAAUGGCCCAGAUCUACUAUGACGCUCUCGGAAAGAGCGGCGCCCUCGGAUUUAUGGUCGUCGUGGCAGUCGUCCAAUUUUUCAUGGGACUAAGUCUGGUUGUUGCCGCCUCCCGCCAGAGCUGGGCUUUCUCCCGCGACGGUGCACUCCCCUUCUCCUCCUUCUUCCGCCACGUCAGUAAGCGCGUCCGUUACCAACCCGUCAGAAUGGUUUGCUUCGUUGUCCUCGUCUCCGUCGUCCUCGGUCUCCUCUCCCUCAUUGACGAAGCCGCCACAAGUGCCCUCUUCUCCCUCGCUGUCGCCGGCAACGACCUCGCGUGGAUGGUACCCAUCCUCAGUCGUCUGGUCUGGGGAAAGGAUCGCUUCCGUCCGGGUGAGUUCUAUACGGGAUGGUUCAGCAAGCCCAUUGCUAUCACGGCCGUGGUGUAUCUGGCAUACGUUAUUAUCCUGAGUAUGUUUCCGACUGAGGGGCCAAAUCCAUCGCCCCAGGAUAUGAACUAUACGAUCGUGAUCAACGGGAGCCUGUGGCUGGGAGCGAUGUUGUAUUAUGUGGUUUAUGCACGGAAGGUCUACAAGGGCCCGCAGAUGACGGUGAGCGAGUCGCCUACAUUGUCGGAGAUGGGGGCACAGGACGAAAAGUGAUACUACAGUAUCGUAUUGGGUUCUUGAUUAUAGUGAUUGUAUAACAGUAGUGCACGCCAUCCACAGUAGCCGUUUGAUCUACCUACAAUAAAGGGGUUUUACAAAAAAGGUAUUAUC
Aspergillus ibericus CBS 121593 is the source of this 2219-nucleotide messenger RNA. RefSeq names its product putative GABA permease. Gene Ontology annotation, molecular function: transmembrane transporter activity. Gene Ontology annotation, cellular component: membrane. The record is from RefSeq and is a predicted model, not a curated record. The transcript is spliced from 8 exons. Lineage: Eukaryota; Fungi; Ascomycota; Eurotiomycetes; Eurotiales; Aspergillaceae. The coding region runs from base 426 to 2102 and encodes 558 amino acids. Gene Ontology annotation, biological process: transmembrane transport.